Molecule: messenger RNA, 1671 nt
Organism: Drosophila serrata
Lineage: Eukaryota; Metazoa; Arthropoda; Insecta; Diptera; Drosophilidae
Product: stAR-related lipid transfer protein 7, mitochondrial
Molecular function (GO): lipid binding
Source: RefSeq, a predicted model, not a curated record
AUCACAACAACGGGAGAGAGCAGCGCAGCAAUAACAUAACCAGAAGGCGAUUGCAGGUUGCACGUUUUUUUGUUCAAACGGCUAAACAUGAUAAGCCCGGCCAGAACAUAAUACAUAUGCCUUAAACUUCCGUCAAAACGAUAGGCAGAGCCUCGAAAUACUAAAUUCCCCAAGUUCAAAGGCGACAAAUAUGACAAAUAUAAGUGUGUGAGAACUUACAGUAAUAGCAGAGGAACAUUACUAGCUGAGAAGCCGCCGCCGCACCUGCCUGAGUGCUGUUGUUAUGCAAGCAGACCAACGGAACGGCAGACGCAGGCACCUACUAAAUUGAAUUAGCCGGUAUGCUGCUCAAUCGAUUUGUGCUAGCCAUCAAGAACCAGUCCAGGGAGACGCUGCGCGCGUGGAGCUACCAAUGCGAGUCGAUCUUCGCUCAGCGGUCACGCCGCAUCCAGCAGCUUCUAAGCUUCUACCAGUCGGUAUACGGCACCCAAGGACUGAAACAACUGUGGCGUGCAUACUAUCGUCGGGAGUUGCAACCUCCGAUCCGGGGCAUGGUGCUCAGUGUAGUGGGCCUCAUAGGCCUGAACAUCAAAAGGCUGGGCGGCGACGGCUUCGACUGGAACAAGGAACGGCUGGCCCUUUCCAAUUUCGACCUGUGUCGCCGAGACAUUGAGUUCAUCAACACGCUGCCCCACAACAAGCUCUGUGAACGCUGCCUAGCCAAAAAGAUGAAAUACUGCUAUUGCCAGCUGGGAAACCUCCGAUGCCCCAAAAGCCAAACAAAGACUACGGCGACAGUUCCGACAAACAAGGAUGCGGAAGUGGACCCAGAGCUCAGCAAACGCAUUUGCAACCAACCUCUGGAAAUAGAAGUUCAUGACGCACCGGCAGGGACUGUCCACAUUCAGGCCCAGGACGAGCACGAAUGGGAGCCUUAUUUCAGCAAGAAUGAGUUCAGCAUCUGGCGCCGGGAGGAGCGCUCAUCGAUGUAUUCAUACAAGGUAUAUGCUCGAUAUGAUGAUGUUACAGCCGACGAUUUUCUACAUGUGCAAACUGAUUUGGACUACCGCCGCCAGUGGGACGACACGGCAUUGAGAUUGGAACUAAUAAGUGAGGAUCCUGUGCCGGGCAGUAAUUCGCAUCUCAUCUACUGGGAGAUGCAGUGGCCGCGACUAUUUGCUAAUCGCGACUACGUCUAUUGCCGGCGUUUUAUCAAGGACGACAACAAAAAUAUUAUAUUCAUCUGCAAUCGAAAUGCCACUCACAGCAAGUUCCCGAAACUGCCUGGAAAGGUGAGAGUGACCGACUACUGGAGCUUGAUGGUAAUCAAGCCCUUCCGUGGGUUCCAGGAGCCGGGACUUCACUUUGUGCUAACGUAUUACGACGACCCAGGCAUACCCAUACCGCAGAACGUCAAGUCCUGGGUGACGCAGAAGCAGAUGCCCGAGUUCUUAACCAAAAUGUAUUUGGCCACCAAGAACUAUGCCUACUCCCGGGCUAUCAAGAUGAAGGACAUGUUCAAUGGCUUCGCCCUGAUCAACGAAGAGUAUACGGCGAAUGCGCAACGGGGCAGCUGGCUAGGUAGCUUGGGCCGCCGGCCUAAGAUGGCCAGUGACUCAAAAGCAGAGCGCUGAAAUCGUCAAUAAAAGUUAUCUUUCGCCUUUCCACUGA